AUCCGGCUCCGCUGACGGGACCACAGCUGGGGCAUUCACAGCCACUUGUGUCCGCUUUUACGCACAGUCAUGGUUUGGACGCACAGGUGAACUUGUUUGUCGUCAACGCGCUUCGACCACAGAUCCAGAAGGACGGACUCCAGACUGAAGAAGUCCCACAGAAGAACUGCAGAACCUUAAACCACCGGACACUUCAUCUUCUGUGCAGGUUUCCAGAACCAUGUCCAGGAAGAAGGCGGUGAAAGGCAGAAGCUCCAGGAGCCCCAAGGCGUCUCCGAGCGGCAGGACGGGGAAGGGUCUGUCCGCCGCCGCCGCUCCGUCCUCCGGGCUGGUGUACCCCAGCAGACCGUCCAUCAGCAACAGCGGAGAGUUCUAUGACAUGGCCUUUAAGGUGAUGCUGGUGGGGGACUCAGGUGUGGGGAAGACCUGCCUGCUGGUUCGCUUCAAAGAUGGAGCCUUCCUGGCUGGAAGCUUUAUAUCCACUGUGGGCAUCGACUUCAGGAAUAAAGUUUUAAGCAUCGACGCUGUCAAGGUUAAACUGCAGAUUUGGGACACUGCAGGACAGGAGCGUUUCAGAAGCGUCACACAUGCGUACUACCGCGAUGCACACGCUCUCCUCCUCCUGUACGACGUCACGAACAAAGCAUCCUUCGACAACAUCCGGGCGUGGCUGACAGAGAUCCAUGAGUACGCCCAGCAGGACGUGGUGGUCAUGCUGCUGGGCAACAAGGCCGACUCCACACAUGACAGAGCAGUGAAACGAGAAGAGGGAGAGAAACUGGCCAAGGAGUUCGGAGUGCCCUUCAUGGAGACCAGCGCUAAAUCUGGACUGAAUGUGGAGCUGUCCUUCACUGCUGUGGCCAAAGAACUGAAACACCGGACCAUGAAGGAGCCCGACGAGCCAAAGUUUCAGCUUCAGGAGUACGUGGACAAGGAGAUGAGGACGGUGGGCUGCUGCCGCUCGUAGACCACCUCCUAAACAUGAGCUCAGAUGUGUGUUUUUGUGCGACAGUGACAGACUGAUCAGGUACAGUCGACUAAAGCAUCUGUACCUGCAAGGAUUCUCUGACCACGACGAUGGUUUGUAAUAUUUCAGUCGGUAUACUCUCUCUCUCCAACCCACCCAUCCUCUGCAAAUGUGAAUGUAAUAUAACUCUUAUUGUAUCUACAUGCUUGUGCGUACAUGUACACACACACACACACACACACACACA
Molecule: messenger RNA, 1214 nt
Organism: Sphaeramia orbicularis (orbiculate cardinalfish)
Lineage: Eukaryota; Metazoa; Chordata; Actinopteri; Kurtiformes; Apogonidae
Gene: rab26
Product: RAB26, member RAS oncogene family
Exons: 9
Coding region: 221-967 (248 amino acids)
Molecular function (GO): GTPase activity; GTP binding
Source: RefSeq, a predicted model, not a curated record